This is a messenger RNA of Armigeres subalbatus, 4992 nucleotides long. RefSeq lists its product as uncharacterized. The transcript has 12 exons. NCBI's taxonomy places the organism in Eukaryota, Metazoa, Arthropoda, Insecta, Diptera, Culicidae. The record is from RefSeq and is a predicted model, not a curated record. The coding region runs from base 1181 to 4756 and encodes 1191 amino acids.
AUUUUUGCAGUCUCUGUUCGAUCGCGGUGUCGCGCGCACUUGUUCUUCAACUUCAAUUGGUACUGUGGUGGAACGAAUCGGGCUGAUCUUUUCGGUUAGUGUUGCAGCAUUUGUGAAUGCUUUGCAUUGGUUCGGUGUUUAUCGAUCUGAUUUUGACAGUCAGUUGAUGAUCGAUCGGUUUUUUGAAGUGAGUUGAAAAUUUUCCACAAGAUAUUUGCGGUUCCCUCACUGUGUGCUAAGACGACUUUCGAUUUCCGAUCAGCGGCGCUGGUGAAGCCGUGGCGAAUCGAGAAGAAAACGAAUUGAGUGAUUCUAACGAUCGCUAGAUCCAUCAUCAUCAUCAGCGAUCACCUGUGACAAUCUGCGAGCCUUAUAGUGAGUAAGUGACGAACCUCGAAACGAAACGAAAACACAGGUGUUGGAGGUGAGCGAAGUGAAUAAAUUAUCGACCUUUCAGCAGUACGUGCGAAGUGUGUUCGAAGCAAAUCGCUUAGAAAAGCAUCCCAGACUUGCGAAAGGAUUUUGAGUGUCUUUGGAGCCGGUUGACUCAAUAGAAGUGGUUGGUUCUAAAAUUAUAGAAACAAAAGAUUCAGUGAAUGUGAGGUGUCUCGAAUCAGGAGAAUAUUUUGUUUUAUCAAUUUGGAAGUAGAAGAUUGUGGUGAUAAGUGCCUUCAACAUUUGAAUACGAGAAGCAGAGCGCUAAAUUGCUUCUGGCUUUAAGAUAGUGGAAUCAAUUAACAACCAUUCCUCAGAUUGUAGACUUCAAAGGAGAAUAAACAAUAACCCCAUUCUAAAAAUACCCGUUUUUUGUUUUGCCGCAUCCGAAACCGAUUGACGUGUUUUCGUUGACUUGGUUUCGCCUAGAUACAUUCAGAAACCAGAUCUUGGAUUUAAAAGAUUACCGGCUACAAAUGACGUAAAACACUGCGUACCUGGAACAUAAAAGUCUGAUUGAAUCUAGUGAUUAGUGAGGAAUAUCAAUUAUCUUAAGAUCUCGCCCUAGUGGCUAUUGGAUAUCGUAGUUUAGUUCAUUUAACUUAGAUGUAAAUGAGCCUCGAACCGCACUCGUAGUCGUUAAUGCUUCCAAAGCCUUGAAUCGAUCCGGAUAUGAAUUUAAAGUUCCUCCCGCAAAAUUUACCGCUAUGAGUAGACGGAGCUUCGCUGCCAGUUUGGGAUCAGAAUGACGGAUGUCGCCCACCCGAUCGCGCCAAUUUCCUCAGUUUCGAAAACCACCCCCGCUGCUACGGACGGCUCGGAAGCGCCGGCGCCGCCUCCGCGUACGGUGUCCUUCAAUCGGGACGUGCAUGUCAAAAGAAUUGGAUCUCGUUCGGAACCACGAACCUUUCCUACCAGUUCAAACGUUCGCAAAGAGCCUCAAAACCUAUCCAAGGAAGCACUCCGAAAAGAAGCUGAAUUUGUAUUAGCGCAAGCUGAUCGCUUAGAUAGAGCACAAUCCCGAAGCAACAGCAUCAACGGUAAUAAGGACAAUAAGUUCAAUUCGCUACCGUCGAGGAAAUCUCGGGCAAAGAGCACACUUACCAGAAGCUCCAGCGAUGCUUCCUCUAAGAAACCUCAAAAAAGUCUUUUGAGUUUGUUUAACAAGGCUAGGAAUGAUGGUCCAGUAAAGCCACCUGAAGAGAAGUCCCGAAUAACCGUGAGUCGUAGUAAGAGUGAUGUUGGCCAAGCCCCUCGACAAGUAAGAGGUCGAACUCCUAGACGUAACACCCAAGAGCUGAAAAAUGAUGCACUAACUCCCAUAAUUGAAGCUUCCCCAGUGGAAUACACCAGAUCCGUAGAUCCGCUUACUGCAUACGCUCAGCAGAAAAAGAGCUUCGGAGAUAGUCAGGAAUUGAAUAUCUCUACUAACCGCCUAACGUCCAAGCCAGUGAUGGAAACGAUCGAGCUUUUACGGCAGAAUUCGAAGUCCCAAGAACGCCUGCACAGCUCCCAAUUGCCACCUGAUAAACCCAACUUGACCAAAGGAGUCACGGUGGAGAAUAUCGUCAAGCGUCUGUCCUCCGAACGACACACUUCUCCACCUCCUGCGCAAAUUGUUCGUGACGGUUUUUCGUACACUCGACCGGGUGAACCAAUUGUCUAUGCCCAAGUCGUCUGUAAUAAUGACAACAAAGCUAAGCACACCGUUCGUAACCACUAUCUAGUGAACACCAGCGACGAAGACGUCAAAAAAUCUAGUCCACACGACGACCUUCUCAACAGAAUGACCACUAAGGAGUACCUCACCAUGAAACGCCCAAGCCCUCCAUUGCCCAAGUACACCCUUGAUGAAACGGACAACUUUCCGCGAACCAAGUUGAAGCCCUAUAAUAGCGAUGAAGACGAAGGAUUGGGCAUAGAUUACAACAAACGCUUUUCAACCUCCUACCUCAAAACGACAACUACCACGGCGGCGGAUUCGUUCACCAACUCGGAUGAAGACCACAUCACUCCGACCGUCAAAUACACUCCUCCAUACAUGGCCCACAGCUACAGUACGAGCUAUCGUGGUCAAGCCGAUGGCAAGGAGUAUUUUCCAGAAUUUCACGAGCUUAGUCAACGGCGAGAAAUACUGGAAUCGCGGAUUCGUAACCGAAUCGGCUCGAGGGAGGUACUGGACCUAGGUUCACCCGAUAGGGACUUGAACAGACAUGCAAGUGCAAUGCGAUAUGAUCAGUACUAUCAAAGUAGUGGUGCGCGGAGGAGUGUUGACCGAAUGGCAAGUGUUUCGCCAGUUCGGAGGAACACUAUGUCACCCCCUCCAGUACAGGAAGAUUUGGUACAGCGCAGGAACUCGAAGAACCAGUACGUGGAGUCAUUUGUCACCAAAACGGUAGUGAAUCGUGAUGGACGGCCCUUCUCGGAGGAGUACGUGGAGCGUUUCAAAUAUCCGAGUAAGAAUGUGGAAGAUGUACGGACGACGAAGACUACAUUCGAGCGGGACGGGUCUGUUGAACGGACCGAGGUGCAGAACUUUACCCGACAUCUGGGCGAAACUAGCCACUCGAGACAUGUGAUGGACAAGGGAGAUUCUGGGAUUGAGAACGAUUUUCGUAAGGACUCGUUGAACAGUGAAUAUCCAACAGGAAGAAAGUACUCAAUGGCUCAGAAUAUUCAUGCUUGUGAGGGAUUUCUGCGUCAUGAAAGAGCUCAUACCAACAGCUGUUUGCGGAAGCCGAAGCGUACAUAUUCGUAUCGAGAGCGAAGCAUAGAUGAUGGCAGCCGGUUCGAUCCUAGGUUGGACGAUUAUCCGGAUUCGGCACGGAGUUAUCCAAAGGAGCUAAAGUCUUCCAUGAAGCAGGAGAAGAAAACUGGAGGGUUAGCUAAGGUUAAACAGUUUAUGAGUUCAACCAAAAAGAAACUUGUUAAGAUGGGCGAAUCGGAUAAGAAGGACUCAAGACAGAGCAGCAUCCGGAGUGAUGAACGGUCACGAUAUGAUGAGCAGUACCAUUCUAAGGUCCCCGACAUUGCCAACCGCCGGCGGUUGUCAACUCCGAAAUCUAGUCCUUCAACGACGAAACGUUCACUUUCUUUCAAAAGUACCUCCAAAAGCGGCGAAACGUCGAAAGCUUCCCGUUCGGAUUGGUUCAAGUCGUUUGACAGGUUGUCUCGUAAGAAGCCGCAAGACUCCAAAUCACAAUUUGGUGGAAGCGAUGUCAAGUCAUCCGCCAGUGGCACAAAACAACAAAAGAGUUUACGGUUUUUCGGUGAUACCGAUACAGAGUAUGCGAACACCGCCCCAGCCAGACCUAGUCGUUCCAAAUCUUCUCUGUCGAAGGUGGAUAAGAGAUACCAGAGCGCUUAUGAUUUGGAAGCGACGCCAAAGAUCCGCGAAACUCGAUAUCGUUCCACUUCUAUGCAAAAUCUUGAUGAGGAAGAUCGAAGAAAUGAGCCUAAGCGAAAAGACUUAUACGACAUCUCCGAGAACUCGACAAGUUACCGAAUGCGAUCUCCGUCGCCGAGUUAUCCGGUCCGACGACAGCAAAGCAUAAGCCGAGACUAUACACCGGAUCGCACCAUCAAUCGAAAGAGCUACAGUCGUUCGCGAGAGAACAGUGUUGAUCACGUCGAAUCCGAACGCUAUCAACGAUCGAGUCGAAGUCGCAGCGAACAACAGCACAGGAAACCUCCAUCCGGUCCACAGAAGCCAGCCCGUAGCUUCGAGCGGCGAGGGAGCUUGACCAGGGACAUGGAUCGCGUCCAGGACAGUUCCGGUACCGAGGGUGAAUCUAGUCAGCAGAGCCAGAGAAGUGUUGUAUUCCUGCAUGCAACUACCGUUGGAGACAUUCCGCAUCCGCACAUUGCAAACGCCCACCGAAUGGCAUACUCGCGGGAAUCGCUGAACAGUGCCAAGAAAGUGCAACCGAUGACCCGCACCGUAUCGCGAUCAGUAUCCGUGUUGGCCCCAUGGAAACCAAAGCACAUUCGAGACGGCUACGAAAUCAACUACCAUAACGAUCAGCAGCAGGUUGUGAAACCGAUCUCAACAUUACCGCGACCGACCAGAAACCGCUCGUCAAGCCAGUCUACGUUGAGCCGAACCAAGCAGAAGACUCGGCGAAGCCAUGCCGGAUCUAAGGAUGAUCUGGACUCGGACAAAAGUUCUUCGUUUGAUAAUUCGCGCAACUCAUAUCGGACGCCCGAUGGCGGCGGAGGUGCAGGCCACCAGACUCAUUCGUUACCAAGGAGAUCGCGGGAAACUGGAUCGGGUUCCGGCAAUACGAAAACCAACACUCUCCAGAAGCAUCGAAGGGCCUAACCUCGUAGUUUUGCUGCUUGAUGUUGACUAAAGUAAUAUUUAAUAAUUUUGCUAAACAGAAGAUCAAGUGAUGUUUGAUUUUUGGUCCUGGAGAUUAGAAAGUAGUCACAUUUUAUAUUUAACAAAAGUGGAUGAAUAUGUCGCAAAAAUUAACGUUGUUCUUCAAAAAAAAAGUAAUAUGCGAACGAGAUAAUUAUACUAAAAAGGAUUGAAUUUUGAAUAAAGAUUGCAAAUUA